Sclerotinia sclerotiorum 1980 UF-70 is the source of this 4032-nucleotide messenger RNA. RefSeq lists its product as hypothetical. Lineage: Eukaryota; Fungi; Ascomycota; Leotiomycetes; Helotiales; Sclerotiniaceae. The record is from RefSeq and is a predicted model, not a curated record. The coding region runs from base 1 to 4032 and encodes 1343 amino acids. Gene Ontology annotation, cellular component: small-subunit processome. The transcript has 7 exons.
AUGCGAGGAAAGAGGGCGAAACAAUACAAAAAGCUCAUGCAACAAUAUGGCAUGAGCUUCGGUUUCCGCGAGGCAUAUCAAGUUCUUCUUGACGCUGAGAUCAUUAAGGAUGCCGAUAGAUUUAAAAUGGACCUGGUCGGCGGUUUAGAGCGAACACUUCAUGGCCAAGUUAAGCCCAUGAUUACACAGUGCUCAAUGCGCCAUCUAUACGCUGCUUCAUCAGAACCUGGAGUAUCAUAUCUCAUCGAUAAAGCUAAAACGUACGAGCGACGCCGCUGUGGUCACCUUCCAGAAGAUUAUCCCGAACCUCUUUCCGCCCACGAUUGUAUCAAAGCAGUAGUUGACGGCAAAGGCAAUGGAACCAACAAGCACAGAUACGUGGUGGCAAGUCAAGAUAUAGAAGUCAGGAAAGCUAUGAGGGCAAUUCAGGGUGUGCCUUUGGUUUAUAUCAAUAGGAGUGUUAUGAUUAUGGAACCUAUGGCAGGAACAUCUACAGAAGUAAGGGAAAGGGAAGAAAGAUCGAAAUUUAGACAAGGCAUAAAGUCAGGAAGAGCUUCAGGAAGUCUCAAGAGGAAGAGAAAUGAAGGCGAUGAGGACGAUGACGAAGAAUUGGCAAGGAAGGACAUGGGUGUGACAGAAGGUGUUGCGAAAAAGAAGAAAAAUGCUCCAGGACCCAAAGGACCGAAUCCAUUAGCAAUGAAGAAGAAAAAGAAGGUUGAGGGGGAUAACAUGAAACCCAAUGCGUCAAGUAAAUUGGCCGAUGCAAAUGGUACGGAAGCAGAUGGUUCAGAACCUGUCAAGCGGAAACGAAAACGUCUACACUCGAAGAAAAAGUCGGAGGAUGUAGCUGAUGGAGAAACGGUAAAAUCAAAUGAUUUAUCUGUUAGAGACACCACCUGCCCUGUGAGUCAAGGUGGUGGUCGAAGUGCUAGAAACAAUAUGCCACAGAGUGAUGAGACCACUACAAGUGCUAAGGAAAAUGGCAAUGUGGGACCGGGUACAGCUGUCCAACAUGGACCUCCGGAACUUGAUGAUUUUGGAUUGCCCCUCAAGAAGAGAGUUGUUCCAGAACCGAAUGCGGGUGUUGCUAAGGGGAAUGCAGAGAAGGCAGAUGUUGCGAAGGUUAAUGGUUCAGCUGGAGAAGGGGAAUUUAAGGAUGAUCAAAAGACGCUAUUGCCUGUUACACGGAAUCCAGAGCUCCAAGGGCCUCGCGACACAACUCAGAAUAAUGAAUUGCCAGUCCAUGGACACCCGGCCCCCCAAGAAACAACCAAAGAACUCGAUCCUACAAACGAAGAAGAUCUGGCGAAAUUCUCGGAACCUGCGGCAUCCGCAGAAGUAACAAAAUCCAAAGAAGACUUGGACAAGAGCAGUGUCAACAACAACAAAGAUGCGGUUCGCACGGUGGACAACAGACAUAGUCAGGCAAUUCAGGGAAUAUCGGAAUGGUCGCAUCAACAUACCACAGUACCUGCUCCACAGAGCCCGCCUCAAGAAGAAGAUGAAUGGCAAACAAUGCCAGCUUAUGCCCCAUACGAUAUUUACGAUGAUGAUAAUAGGUUAAUUGCGAGGGAGGCUCAUGAUUCUGAGGAUGAAGGUGAUGCAUACGCAGGUUUGGGUGGUGCCGGUAGAGGGUAUACUAGAGUACAACUCGAUGAAGAUGCUCAAUCUGCGACAAGUCUGGAUGAGAACACACAAUACCUUUUUAAGGAUAUUCAUGGUACUGGAGCUGGAGAAGCGGAGGACGAGGAGCAGCGAGAUGCACUUUCUCAAAUGCAAGCCACUAAAGAUCUUUUGACCGAAGGGCAAAGAAUUGCAUAUGUUGGAAUGACUCGACUUAUAUUAUCUAAAAUGCUUGAACAACAGGAAUUAUUGGUAGCAGCCAAGAAGGGAAAUAAAAAAGAAUUACAGAUUUCAGCGGAGGCCAUGAAGAUGUGGACUCAAAAAAUGAUGAUGCAACAAGCAGCCGAGAAGGAGAACUGGAAUGAGGAUGAUCACAAAGAAAACAGAAGAAAAAUGGCUCUCAAAAAAAGAUAUCUAAUGAUGGGUCUUGCUACCGUUGGUGGAAGUUUAGUUAUUGGACUUUCCGCAGGUCUCUUAGCACCUGUCAUUGGAGCAGGUCUCGCUGCUGGUUUUACAACAAUAGGUGUAGCAGGUACUAGUGGAUUUCUUGCUGGUUCUGCAGGUGCUGCUAUUAUCACAACGGGUGCCGCAACUUCAGGUGGCUUCAUUGCAAUCAAAGCUGCAAAUCGUAGAACUGGAGCAGUCAAAACUUUCGAAUAUAGACCACUGCAUAACAAUAAGCGAGUCAACUUGAUUAUUACGGUCUCUGGAUGGAUGACGGGUAAAGUCGAUGAUGUACGAUUACCAUAUAGUACUGUUGAUCCGAUCAUGGGAGAUAUUUAUUCAGUACUAUGGGAGCCGGAAAUGCUUACGAGUAUGGGAGACACCAUUAAUAUCCUGGCAACUGAGGCUCUAACCCAAGGUCUUCAACAAGUUCUUGGAAGUACUAUCCUCAUUGGUUUGAUGUCUGCUUUACAAUUACCAGUUGUUUUAACUAAGCUGUCAUAUCUCAUCGAUAACCCCUGGACUGUUUCUCUAGACCGGGCAAAUGCCGCAGGACUUAUUCUUGCAGAUUCACUUAUUGAUCGAAAUCUUGGUACCAGACCAAUCACUUUCGUGGGAUAUUCCCUAGGUUCCAGAGUCAUUUUCUCAUGUCUGAAAGAACUCGCCAGGAAAGGCGCUUACGGACUGGUUCAGAAUGUUUACCUAUUUGGUUCGCCUAAUGUUGUGAAUCAGGAUGAUUAUUUAAAGGCUAAGUCCGUUGUGGCCGGUAGAUUCGUCAACGGAUACGCAAGAAAUGAUUGGAUUCUAGGAUAUCUCUUUCGUCUUACUAGUGGUGGUAUAAGACGUGUAGCAGGACUUGCACCCGAUAGAAAAAUGUUCCCUGGCAUAGAAAAUGUGGAUGUCACUGAUCUAGUACCCGGACAUAUGGCAUAUCGUACAGCCAUGCCCAAACUUCUUCGAGAAGUAGGAUGGGAGGUUGAAAGUGAUGAGUUUACAGAAAUCGAAGAUCCAGAUCCCGAUAAUCAUGCUGAGAGACAGAGGGAGCUUAUUAAUGAAAUAGAAGAAGCUCGAAAAGAAUUUGAGAAAAAGGAGAGAGAAGGAAAACAAAGAUUUAGUUUCUUUGGUCGCAAAAAGAAAUCAGCUGUCGAGCGUAAAGAAUGGGAAACGUACGAUGAAAUUUCGAAGAACGAGCAUGGUAGUGAACCGAGCCGAUCUGGGACAGAGGAUGGGCAAGGAAACAAUCAUGGGGUCCUUUUUGAUAUUGAUGCUAUUCGUGCAGAAGUCGCUAGUGGAGUUGCUGCUGGUAGUACGAGUGGCCAGCAGGUAGAAGUCAAGGAACUCAAAUCUACACUUCCACCUAUGAAACUCAAAUUUGGAUCCUCUUCAAAAAGUAAUGAAUCCAGUCCACGCAAUUCUCUCCGACCAACAAAAAGCGACGAUGCGGCUAGCACACUAAAUUCCCGUGGUUAUCGUUCACCAAGCCAUUCUCCACGUCCUUCUAAUGGAUUUUCAUCGGGCUCGACGUAUUCAUACUCGAAUUCUCACUCCAAACAGGAUCUUGCAAGGAAUUCUCCAUAUAUGAUACAGGAACCCGAAGAGGAAUUAGAAAUGACGUUUGAUACUGCAUAUCAUUCACCGCCUCAUUCAGCUAAUGUAAGUAGUACGAGAUUACCCGAGAGAGGCCACACGAGUUUUCAUUCUUUGGGACAUGUUGCGAGUGGUAGCGGUGGUGGUAGUUCAUUUGGAGGAGGCUUCGAUGGAAUGGGUAGCGUAAGACCGGAGUAUAAAUCGUCGAGUACGUUACCGACUGGAUUGGGUGUUGGAGGGUUAGGUGCGGGAGUAGGGUUGGGAUUGGGGGUAGGGGCUGGAAUGACAUAUGUGGCGGAGAAAAAUGCAUGGGCUGAUGAUGAUGAGGAUGAAUUUGGGGGUGGGGGUGAGGAGGAAAUCGAAAUGACUUUUGCAUAA